Molecule: messenger RNA, 6728 nt
Organism: Leopardus geoffroyi (Geoffroy's cat)
Lineage: Eukaryota; Metazoa; Chordata; Mammalia; Carnivora; Felidae
Gene: KLHL42
Product: kelch like family member 42
Exons: 3
Coding region: 387-1904 (505 amino acids)
Molecular function (GO): protein binding
Source: RefSeq, a predicted model, not a curated record
GGCUGCAGGCUGGGGGCUGGGAUCCCCUCCGCGGCUGACGCGGUCCGGCGAACCCGAGCGAGGACUGCGGCCGCCUCCCGACGCCCGGCGCGCGCCAGCCGGGCCUUUUUUGGCGCUGAGGGAGAGCAGACGGGCAGGGCCGGCGCUUCGGGGGAGCGAGGCUGAGCCGCCGCCCCCGGGACCAGGAGGAGGGGCUGCCUCGGGGGGCGCCGCCGCGACCCAGAUAGGCCGGGCGAGCGCGGGAGCGGGCGGCGGCCCGUCGCCUCCUUCCUCCUCCGCGGCGCCAUCCCUCGGCGCGCCCAACCCGGAACCCGGAGAGCGCGUGGGGGCGGGGAGGCGAGCGCGCAGAGCUGGCGGGCACCCCCGCGGCCCCCGGGCCCCCAGCCAUGUCGGCCGAGGAGAUGGUGCAGAUCCGCCUGGAGGACCGCUGCUACCCGGUGAGCAAGAGGAAGCUCAUCGAGCAGAGCGACUACUUCCGCGCCCUCUACCGCUCCGGCAUGCGCGAGGCCCUGAGCCAGGAGGCCGGCGGCCCCGAGGUGCAGCAGCUGCGCGGCCUCAGCGCCCCGGGCCUGCGCCUGGUGCUGGACUUCAUCAACGCCGGCGGGGCCCGCGAAGGCUGGCUCCUGGGCCCGCGGGCGGAGAAGGGCGGUGGGGUGGAGGAGGAAGAGGAGAUGGACGAGGUGAGCCUGCUGGCGGAGCUGGUGGAAGCGGCCUCCUUCCUUCAGGUCACGUCUCUGCUGCAGCUGCUGCUGUCCCAGGUGCGGCUCACCAACUGCCUGGAGCUGUACCGCCUGGCGCAGGUGUACGGGCUGCCCGACCUGCAGGAGGCCUGCCUGCGCUUCAUGGUCGUCCACUUCCACGAGGUCCUUUGCAAGCCCCAGUUCCACCUCCUGGGGCCCCCCCCUCAAGCCCCCGGCGAUGUCAGCCUGAAGCAGAGGCUGAGAGAGGCCCGGAUGACGGGGACUCCUGUCCUCGUGGCCCUGGGGGAUUUCUUGGGGGGACCCCUGGCUCCUCACCCCUACCAAGGGGAGCCCCCAUCCAUGCUGAGGUAUGAGGAGAUGACUGAACGUUGGUUCCCGCUGGCCAACAACCUUCCUCCCGACCUGGUGAAUGUCAGGGGUUACGGGUCCGCCAUCCUGGACAACUACCUCUUCAUAGUGGGCGGGUACAGGAUCACUAGCCAGGAGAUCUCGGCUGCGCACUCCUACAACCCCAGCACCAACGAGUGGCUCCAGGUGGCCUCCAUGAACCAGAAGAGGUCUAACUUCAAACUUGUGGCCGUCAAUUCAAAACUCUAUGCCAUUGGUGGGCAGGCCGUUUCUAAUGUUGAGUGUUACAAUCCUGAGCAGGAUGCGUGGAAUUUUGUGGCACCCCUACCAAAUCCUCUGGCUGAGUUCUCUGCAUGUGAGUGUAAGGGAAAAAUUUAUGUCAUUGGAGGAUAUACUACCAGAGACCGCAACAUGAACAUUUUGCAGUACUGCCCCUCUGCCGACAUCUGGACACUCUUUGAAACGUGUGACGUCCACAUUCGCAAGCAGCAGAUGGUGUCUGUUGAGGAGACCAUCUACAUCGUGGGGGGCUGUCUGCACGAACUGGGGCCCAACCGGAGGAGCAGCCAGAGCGAGGACAUGCUCACCGUGCAGUCCUACAACACUAUCACGCGGCAGUGGCUCUACCUCAAGGAGAACACGUCCAAAUCGGGUCUUAACUUGACUUGCGCCCUUCACAACGAUGGCAUCUAUAUCAUGAGCAGAGACGUUACCCUGUCAACCAGCCUGGAGCAUCGAGUUUUCCUGAAGUACAACAUCUUUUCAGAUAGUUGGGAAGCAUUCAGGCGUUUCCCAGCCUUUGGACAUAAUUUGCUGGUUUCCUCUCUUUAUCUGCCCAAUAAAACAGAAACAUGACUGAACUGACUUAGAAUUUGAAAGAAACCUAGUUCAAGACAAAAAAAAAAAAAAAAAAAAAAAAAGAAGAAGAAAGAAAGGAAAGAAAACAACCCAUAGUGUUCCAUUUCAAGGGAGAACUAUUUCUAAAGGGAAAACAUGGGUUAAAGUUGGUCACAUGUACAAUAGCUGUAAAUAAGCUUACUUGAACUAAUUACUUGAAAACUUGUGGAGAAAAGAGACCAACUUUAUUAUUUUUUUAAUUAUUGAUUGUUAAAUGAUGGGAACGAAUCCAUGAUAGUAUUUUCAUCCAAAUAUGAUACCCUUGGGCCAGUGACUGAAACUGCUCAUCAAAAAGAAGAUUCAUUGUAUCUGCUUUAGUGAAGGGCCAAAGUCAAUAAUUGACAUUGAAUGGUAAAGAUCAUUUUAAAAUCUGUGUUGUUUAGGUCACUUGAAAUAUCAUUAAUACCUUACGUGAGAAGUUUUUGUUGUUGUUAUUCAUUUACUUGACAAACAUAUUAACACUAUCCUUCACCCGUUUUCUCCCCCAUUCAUUCUCAACGUAUACUGCCAGUGGUUUAAAAUAGGGUUCUAGGUUUAGAUAUUUUAUUUGCACGCUACUUUCUAGGAAACUUACAAUGAUGGAACCCUACAGUGAGUCUUUGCAAGCAUCCAGUCCUCCCAAACUUGCAUAAAAACACUCUCAGCUAUUUUUCCAAACUUUUUGCAAUUAUGUGUACUGAAUAGAUAGGCAGAUAUAACCUCUUAUUUCAUGUAUGUGGCAGAUUGGGAAUUUAUGUGGGCAGAUAAGUUGCAGUGCUAAGCAUUCUGCAUUGUUUAAAAGAAAAGAUAUAUUGUUUAAAAGGAUGGAGAUAAAUAUAUAUAUUUUUAAAAUCGAGUCUUAGAAGGGAAGGGAACACCAAAUAAGAAAAAAAUUUGCCUUUAAGAGUUGCUUGUAAUGAAUGUAUUGGACUUAGUUCUUUUUUUUAAAGAUAAAACAGAUGACUUUAUCAUAUUUAGGUGAGGCAUCUUUCCAAUUUAAUCUUAGCCUUUUAAUUCAUGCUUUGCUUUUAUGAGGUAAGGUGAGGAUAGCUGUGAAACGUUUGUGCUGGAGAGGGGAAGCAGCUCUUACAGAAGUGGAGUGGCCUCUGGUGGUAUUUCUGAAAGUAGGUGACAUGCUCUACUUGCCUAGGUCGUUAAAUCAGGUGGAACUCAGCUCAAGCAAUCAUUUUCAGUAAGUCAGUUGCCAUGAAUAAAAGCCUCUGCCAAUCAUAGGUCAGCAUCCCUUUAAACAUUUAUACUUCUAGAAAUUUGAUUUUGGUGGAAAAACCCUUUCUGAAUUUCUCUGGUCUUUUGUAAUGGAAUCAGUGAAACUGUGAGCUGGAAUUCCGUCUUUCUGUUCUGACAUUCCCGUACAGCAUGCCUCACUUUUAAGAAAGCCCCACAGAAAAGCAGAAGUGAUCAUGGCAAAUUCAUGCAUUCGCCAGACUCCCAGCACCUCCGGUAUGCAUUCACUGUGAGGAUAUGGUGCAGGGGACUCGAUUUCUUCAGCAGAGUUCUUCAGUUUAUCAAGAGUCACUACAGGGUUUCUUUACAACCGUGGCCUCCUAGUGUAGUUAAAAUAAGGGUCUGGUUGUAAAAAUUUUAUUUGCACAACUUUUCAGGAAUACUUCUAUUAAGUAAAAUGAGGCAAGCCUUUAUUAUGGACAUGGAGACAGAUCUUUGAUCUUGUCACCAAAUAAUCAUAUCAGUACUCUACUUAAUACUAUUUAAGGGUUUCUAAGCCAUAUCCAUUUAUUCGCAAAUACUUAGCCUUUAAACAAAAACUCAAAUCUUGUGGAUGGUACUUUAAUAAUAGAUUUUUAUUAAUUUAUAUUCAUUAUAGAAUUGAAUUUCCAGUGAUCUAUAAUUUCAUUGCAUAUAUUUAAAAAUCUAAUUUAUUUUAGAUAGUGUUAACUUUUGUUGUGACAGAUCUUAAAUUUUUUAAAGCUUAACCUUGUAUAUUCAGACGAUCCUAGCCAGUUGAAUUAGUUCUGAACAAGUUAGACCUUAGCUUGUAAAUAACCACGUCUUAUAAAAUGUAAUAUUGUUGCUGCCAACCAGUUCCCUUCCUGAUUACAUUCUUUGGGUCUGUUUUCUUAAUGUCAACAAUUAGAUUCUUGGACCAAGUGAAGGCAUACUCUGAUCCACAAAGCUCUUUUUAUAAACCAAGUUUGAUGUGUGCAUAUGUGCAUAUUGUCUGUAUGUGUGUGUGUGCAUGUGCACUUGCAUAUUAUAGCUCUAAGAUACACAGACUUCUAACAAGGUUUUGUUACUCUGGGCUGCUGAGGGUACUUGCGCAAGGCAGAAUGUGCAGUAGGAACACAUUUGUGCAUUUGGGACAUCUUCCUGCUGUGCACAGCAGCUAUGUUGGCAUUUUGAGGAUAAUUUUAGUUUAGCUCUGUUCUCUUGUUGAUGCCAAUGUUGUAUUGAAGACUGUACCUGUGAUGAGGGUAAUGAUGCUUUGAAAAUUCCCUGUCACCCCCAGGACAUUGCUUUUUUAUUAAGUUUUUUAUUUCAAUUCCAUAUAACAUACAGUGUUAUAUUAGUUUCAGGUGUACAAUAUAGUGCUCUUUGUUAAUAUCCCUCUAUUUCCUUCCUUUCUCUGAAUGCUUUAUCCUUCUUUUCUGAAAUGCUUCUGAGGGAUGCUAGACUCCCACUAUGGAGAAGGGAGUUGCCGGGAGGACCCCUGUGGUAUCCAUCCCUCUGGAAGCAACCAGUUUUACUAAGAAUGAUCGGAGCGGCAGAGUGAGUCCUAAGUGUGGAUUGGUAGAGGGAGGUUGGUUCUUUCUGUCAUUCUUUCUGGCUUUCUUCUCCACACCCUUAGCAUCAGGUUUCAGUGGCCUCUCCCCUUAGCAUCCUUUAAAGUUUUUCUGAUCAAAAUGUAUGAGUUUAUUAUUUCAACAGUGUUGGUUAAGUCAUGACAAUGAAGUACUGAGAAGGUUAUGAAUUGUAGUAAGAAACAAAUAAGAUUAAGCAUGGAAACCAAAGAGAAUUUAACUCGGCCGUGGUUUUUUGAACCAAAAUCCCAAGUGAUUCCAAUAGAUAUCAAUUAAAGUUGUACAGAGUGGAGAAAGCUUUUUCUCUACAAAGGGAAUUAAAAGUAAAUGCUUGUUCUCUUUCAGUAAAGAAUUACUUAAUGAGAAUUUUGGAUGCUAUGUUUUUAGAUUUCCAGGUAAAGUCAUGACCCUACCUGUUUGCCACACAGGUAAAUCAAGUGGAAAGGCCUUGGCCUUCUUGGUCAACCAGCAUUUAAUGAGCAGUGGCUUAAUGCAGAGCACUCGUGAGGCAGCAUAGCAACAGAAAGGGAAUAUGGGUGAGUUGUUGGAUGCCUUUCUCCAAGGCCAGGGAUGGGAAAUAUAUGACAUCUGGGCCACCAUUCUCUGAUGGCAGCAUUAUGAAUGAGUAGCACUCCUUUCCUCUGUGCCAGGAAUUGGUCUCAUAAUCCAUGUCAUCAGUGCUUCCAGGCACCUGUUGCCCAUCCAUCAGAGUGAGGUGAAUGAAGUCUGUCAUCCCCGCCUUACAGGAAUGAAUGAAUUAGGUGAGUAGAUACCACCCAAAAUGGCUUUGAGAGCAGUGAGCUGAUUCAACUCAGUUCCCUGGCUCCCAGAAAUAUUUACAGAAAGUCUGUUGUGUGCAAGGUAAUGCUAAGAAUUAGGGAUACAGACAUAAAUGAGCCACCGUCCCUGGCCUUGAAAAGCUUCUUGUGAAAAUGUUUGCUGUAAUCAUUGUGACUAGUGCCCUCAGAGAUGCCCACUUUUGCCAGUGGGCACACUGGGGCUCUUUGGCCUGGCUUCCUCUUCAGUCCUGACCCAGUCUGCCCACUGCUUCAUGAUCUUCUAACAGUUAUAAUGAACCAGCUCUUCUCUAAAAUUGAAGAUCACAAGCUAUGUUUUUGUUUUAAUGGUAUGUUUUUUUUCCUCCCUACAUUUCAUUGUCUUCUCUGUACUUCAUUUUUCAAAAAAAAAUUGUAUGUGAUCUGCUAUAAAGGUAACUACUAGGCACCACAGCCUGCCUGGCUAAGGGCUCAGCAGCUUGAUCCCAUGAAAAGGAGGAGCAAAGCCAGGGAAGUAAGUAUGGGGAGAGAGGCAAGCUGUUCACGUGUGAGUUUAUACCUAUGCCUUUAAAACGCCUCCAUAAAAAGUAUUACUAAAUGGUCAUUAAGAUGCUAGUCCUGACUGUAAGUCAGUUGUCUUUGCCUGUGUGAUAACUAUCAAAGGCUUUCUCUCCUUGUGUUUCAUUCACUUAAGAAUAUUUGUUUUUCAUAUUGUGUUAAUUUAGGAACACAAUCUAAAAUGCAUACCUGUUGGCAUAUGCUGACUUCUGUACUUGACAUAACCAGUUUUAUCCAUUCCUACAGGAGACACUAAAUGUAAAAGAUGGUCCAUUUUGCAGAGCAAAAGGGCACUGAAAUGACUUUGGUGGGGUUGGCUGGGGCUUUCUCGAAUGGAUGUCAUAGUUUAUUACUAGUCAAGAUAAGGAAAAUGUAAUUUGCAUUGUGUCAUUUUUCUAAAAAAAAAUCUUAAUAGGGAUUCUUUAGAUCUAGUCUCUACAAUGUUUUCAUAUUUAGUGGUCAUUUUAGGAAAAUUGAUAAUCUGUAGAAUGAAUAAUUAUGUUUUGUUAUGACUGACACUUUGUUAAAAAGGUUGUAUUGUGUCUUAUAAGUGUGGCUUAAAAUGUAGACAUUAUGAUAUGAUUUCUUUAAAUACAACAAUGCCUACGAUGCACUCACUCAGCAUUCAUUUUGUGUUUAGAACUAGAACUAUAGAAGAAAAUGUCUUCAAAUAAAAUAGUUCUAAAUCUUAA